Messenger RNA from Gracilinanus agilis (Agile Gracile Mouse Opossum), 2024 nucleotides. Its product is annotated as nucleolin-like. The record is from RefSeq and is a predicted model, not a curated record. NCBI's taxonomy places the organism in Eukaryota, Metazoa, Chordata, Mammalia, Didelphimorphia, Didelphidae. Gene Ontology annotation, molecular function: RNA binding.
UUCUAUGUACCUAAAAGGACUCUUUAGGACUUAUCAUCUAAGUUUUAAAUGGAUUGACAUCAGCACUGGUAGAUGGAUUUCUCUACCUUGGUGAAACUAUAGAUCUCUCAUGUAUAUAAAUGCAAACUAUUAGAAAUAGAGGGUAUCUUGUUGCUACCACACCUGCCAAGAAAGCAGUUGUGACUCCUGGUAAGAAGGCUUCUGUGAUCCCAGCCAAGAAAGUGGCCACUCCAGCCAAAGCUGUUCCCACAGCAGGCAAGAAGGGAGCUAAAGCAGCAGCCACCCCAGCUAAAGCAGCUGCCACUCCAGCCAAAGGGGCAAAAAAUGGAAAGAAUGCCAAGAAAGAGGAAAGUGAGUCUGAAGAAGAAGAUAGUGAAGAUGAGGAUGAUGAAGAAUUUGAGCCUCCCAAAGCCACCAAGGUGGGAGCAGCUUUGUCCAAACAGGAUUCUGAGGAGGAAGAAGAUGAUGAUGAGGAGGAGGACAGUGAGGAGGAAGAGGAAGAAGAGGAUGAUUCUGAAGAAGAAGCAAUGGAUACUACCCCUGCCAAAGGGAAGGCUGAUUCUGUGAAGGCUGCCAAAGGCGGGAAAGCCAAGGAAUCUGAGGAGGAAGAUAAUGAAGAUGAGGAGGAAGAUGAUGAUGACGAGGAAGAGGAGGAGGAGGAAGAAGAAGAGGAGGAGGAAGUGCCCAUCAAAGAAGCCCCAGGAAACAGAAAACGGAAAAAGGAAAUGGGAAACCAGAAAGCCCCUGAAGCCUAGAAACAGAAAUUGGAAGCUGAAACAUCUACAAAUUUCAAUCUCUUCUCUGGUAACCUGAACUUCAACAAAACAGCAGCUGAGCUAAAAACUGCCAUCACAGACUUCUUUUCUAAAAAGGACCUUACAAUUGUGGAUGUCUGCAUUGGUGCCACCAGGAAGUUUGGCUAUGUCGAAUUUGAAUCUGCUGAAGAUAUGGAAAAGGCUCUGGAACUCAGUGGCUCCAAAGUGCUUGGCUCUGAAAUGAAGCUAGAAAAGCAAAAGAGAACAAGAAAGACUGAGAUACUCCUUGUCAAGAACUUGCCCUAUAAAGUAACUCAGGAGGAGCUCAAGGAAGUGUUUGAAGAUGCUAUUGAGAUCAGACUGGUCUGCACCAAGGACGGGACACCCAAAGGAAUUGCUUAUGUUGAAUUCAAGACAGAAGCAUAUGUGGACAAGGCCUUAGAGGAGAAGCAGGGGACUGAGAUCGACAGCCGGGCCCUCAUUCUGGACUACACAGGGGAGAAAAGUCAAGGACAAGAGAAUGCUCGAGGGAAGAACAACUCAUGGAGUGGGAACAACAGCAAGCCCUCAGACUUGAAGACGCUGGUGCUGAACAACCUUGCCUACAGCGCCAUAGAGGAGAGUCUGCAGGAGGUGUUUGAGAAGGCCACCUCCAUCAGCCAGCCCCAGAACAACCAAGGCCGGCCCAAGGGGUAUGCAUUCAUUGAGUUUGCCUCUGUGGAGGAUGCAAAAGAAGCUUUGAAUUCUUGUAACAGCAUAGAAAUUGAGGGCCGAGCCAUCUGGCUGGAGCUAAAGGGACAAAAGACAGCAAAUGCAGCUCCCAGGGACCAACCCCACAAAACAUUGUUCGUCAAAGGUCUAUCUGAAGACACAACAGAAGAAACAUUGAAAGAUUCUUUUAAUGGCUCAGUGGGGGCCAGAAUAGUCACAGACAGGGAGACAGGAUCAUUGAAAGGGUUUGGUUUUGUGGACUUCAACUCUGAAGAGGAGGCCAAGGCUGCCAAAGAGGCCAUGGAGGAUGGGGAGAUCGAUGGAAACAAAGUCACCCUGGACUGGGCCAAGCCCAGUGGCUUUGGGGGCCGAGGAGGAGGACGUGGCAGCGGCGGACAAGGAGGCUUUGGGGGCAGAGGAGGUGGCAGAGGAGGCCGAGGGGGCUUUGGAGGCCGAGGCAGAGGAGGCAACUUUGGAGGUUGAGGUGGUUUCAGAGGAGGCAGAGGAGGAGGAGGAGGAGACAACAAGCCACAAGGGAAAAAGACAAAGUUUGAAUAG